CACUUGACGCGGAUAUGGCGAUUCGGAAGCUGCGCGUGGUGUUCUCGGAUCCGGAUGCGACGGAUUCGUCGAGUGGGGAGGAAGAAGAAGAAGAAGAAGAAGAUGAUGAUGAGAUUGAGAGGAGGAGGAGGAGGAGGAAGAAGAGGAAGAGGGUGGUGUACGAGAUACCGAUGCGAUCGAAAACCCUAGAGGUAGAGAAGAAGAAGAUGAAGGGGAUGGGGAGCCGUUCGAGCGCGUACCGGGGAGUGCGGCGGAGGUCGUCGGGUAGGUGGGUGGCGGAGAUCCGGGACCCGAUCCGGCGCGUCCGCAGCUGGUUGGGGACGUACGGCUCCGCCGAGGCCGCGGCGGAGGCCUACCGCGCCGCCGCGGAGCGCUUCCGCGCGGAGCAGAAGAUCGGCGGCGGCGGCGCCGCCUCCCCCUCCGCCGCCUCCUUCGCCGCGGCGUCGCCCUCCUCCGUGCUCGACACCUCCGCCGCCGAGCGCCGCGAUCCGCCACCGGAGGCGGAGGAGGAGGGGAGGAGGAGGAGCAUCGCGGAGCUCUUCGAGAUCCCGGAAAUGGAGUUGGGGGCGAUGGGUGCGGAGGAGGAGGAGGGGUUCUUAUGGGGGGAGCUCUGCGGGGAGCUACUGAUCGGAUUGGACGAUCUCCCGCUGCUGGAUCAGCAGUUGGACGGCUGUGAUUUCUCCUUUCUUGAUACGUUGGAUGCCUCUACUUAAAAAAAGAAAUGCAUAGCACUCUCUUUGGUGAAAUAUUUGUAUAAAUCUUUUUUUUUUUUUUCACUAGUAUUUGAUUUUGAAAAUCCCGCAAUAUCAAUAUGUAGUGUAGUGUGACUGUGUGAUUCUCCGAUUUAGUAAGUAUGGAUUCUUGUAAGAAAAUACUGUUCUUAAAGAGGUCAUAAUUAUAUUUUUA
Messenger RNA from Ananas comosus (pineapple), 906 nucleotides. Its product is annotated as ethylene-responsive transcription factor CRF2-like. NCBI's taxonomy places the organism in Eukaryota, Viridiplantae, Streptophyta, Magnoliopsida, Poales, Bromeliaceae. The record is from RefSeq and is a predicted model, not a curated record. Gene Ontology annotation, molecular function: DNA-binding transcription factor activity; DNA binding. Gene Ontology annotation, biological process: regulation of DNA-templated transcription. Bases 15 to 713 code for a protein of 232 amino acids. The transcript has a single exon.